CAUUUAAUUGAAUACUGCACAACACGUGCACGCCUCAUUUUUAUUUGUGUUUUUAUACAUUUAAACAAUUAGCCUUUCUAAAUAUAACAUAAUUUUCGGGAGCAGUUUUUAUAAAUUCACUCACCAAUAUGGGAAAGAAGACGAAAAUUGGAAAAGCGCGGAAGGAUAAAUUCUACCAGCUCGCGAAAGAGACGGGCUUCCGUUCGCGUGCUGCAUUCAAGUUAAUACAGCUCAAUCGAAAAUUUGGCUUCCUCCAGCAAUCGCAAGUAUGUAUAGAUUUGUGCGCUGCGCCUGGUGGUUGGAUGCAGGUAGCCAAACAAAAUAUGCCUGUUUCGAGCAUUGUGGUUGGUGUGGACUUGUUCCCCAUACGUCCAAUAGCUGGUUGCAUUAGUCUUGUUGAAGAUAUAACCACGGAAAAAUGCAAGCAAUCGUUAACCAAAGAAUUGCAAUCGUGGAAAGUCGAUGUUGUGCUGCACGACGGUGCUCCAAAUGUGGGUCGCAAUUGGUUGUUUGAUGCAUAUCAACAGAUUUGCUUGACACUGAACGCUUUAAAACUCAGUACAAAUUUUUUACGAAAUGGCGGCUGGUUCGUUACAAAGGUGUUCCGUUCAAAAGAUUACAAUGCUUUGUUGUGGGUACUAAAACAACUGUUCAAAAAAGUACAUGCCACUAAACCAAGCGCUUCACGUAAGGAAUCUGCCGAGAUAUUCGUUGUGUGUCAAGGCUUUUUGGCGCCUACUCGCAUCGACCCACGUCUGUUGGACCCCAAGUAUGUGUUUGAAGAGCUGGAUUUAGAAGGCAAAAAGAAGAACUCAUUGCUGCAUCCCGAAAAGCAGAAACGCGUCAAAGCUGAGGGCUAUACUGAAGCAGAUAUUGCGCUACGUAAUGAGUUGUCUGCUACAGAAUUUAUGCAAGCAAGCAGUGGCUUGGGCGCCUUGCAGGGUAUUGGUUCAAUAGUCAUAGACGAUGAGCGCAUUGAAAAGCAUCCGAAGACAACUCCAGAAAUACUUGAGUGUUGUAAGGAUAUUAAAGUCCUGGGACGCAAGGAUAUUAAAGGACUAUUGGCAUGGUGGAAAGCUCUAAAAGAUGACCUAUUUAAGCAGCCCGAAAAAGAGACAAGUGUCAUAGAAGAGGACGCGCCGAAAAAGGUGCUUACACAAGAAGAAAUCGAGGAUAUGGAGGAAGAAGAGCUGCGACAGCAAAUAGCUGAACUUGCCGAGGAAGAGCAACGUGAUUUAAAACGCAAGCGAAAGAAGGAGCUCAAGUCAAAGCAAAAACUACAUGAGAAGAUGAAUUUGAAUAUGGUAAUCAAAGGCGAUGCUGGACCACAAGAAGAGGCCGAGCUAGAAAUAUUCGACUUAAAGAGUGUCAAAACACAGCGCGAGCUGGACGAAAUGUUGGACGUAGUACCCGAUUUUGAUGUAGAGGGCGAGCCAGUAGAAGUGCCAAAAUUACCGAAAUACAAAGUUUAUGCCAAGGAUGAUAAACGUCUGGAUGAUGACGCGAACUAUGAAAACGACGAUGAGCCAGAUGUGUCGGCUGAAGAGAAUUCCGAAAGUGACUACGAGAAAGAUAGCUUGGGAUUAAGCGAUGAUGAAGAUAAAACCGCAGAACCACAAAAGAAAAAGAAGCGUACGGAGCAUCCUCUUAUUAAAUCAGGAGACUUCAGAGAUAAGGACACAAAACGGCAGCAACGGGUGCAACUUUGGUUCGAAAAGGAUAAUCUGCAACAGAUCGAUACUGAUGAUGAUGAGGAUUAUGACUUGGAUCGCUUGGCAAGCGAAUACAAGAGCAAAGGUGUCGCGGUAUUAGGUGAGACGCAGAAAAAUAGCGAUACAGUAAAGUUAGCGCUGGGUAAGAAAUCUAAGCGGCGUGCCAGGCAUGACAAUUCAAAAGAAGCAUCAAGUUCGGAAUCGAGUGAGGACAGCGACUCGGAUGCUACAGUAGAGGAUGAUGGUGAGAAAAACGGCAAUACAAAAAAAGCUGCUAGCAAUAUGGCAAAAGAGCCAAAUGCAAAAAAGAUACGACUCUCUGAGGAAGAGCUCGCCCUUGGCGCAAUGAUGAUUAAGGGAAAGAAGACUAGGCGCGAUCUUAUCGACGGUGCUUGGAAUCGCUAUGCAUUCAAUGAUGAGAAUCUACCUCACUGGUUCGUGCAGGAUGAAGACCUACAUAUGAGAAAACCAGUGCCCGUACCAAACGAAAUCGCAGAAGAGUAUGAACGUAAGGUGCAGGAACUAAAUGCGCGUCCCAUCAAGAAGGUUAUGGAAGCAAAGGCACGCAAGCGCAAGCAUGCCCUCAAACGUUUGGCGAAAGCAAAGAAACAAGCUGAGAAAAUUAUGGAUGAUGCCGAUGCGACAGCGCAAGAGAAAGCCAAGCAGCUAAGAAAGAUAUACAAAAAGGCGCAAGAAAAGAAGAAAGAAAUUACGUAUGUUGUAGCGAAGAAGCAUCAAGCCGCAAAACGUGCGAGAAGACCAGCGGGUGUAAAGGGACAUUAUCGUGUUGUCGAUCCACGCCAGAAGAAGGAUAAACGCGCAUUAAGCGCGAAAUCUAAACGCGAAAAGAAGCGGAAGGGCAAAAAGUAAUAAAUAGGAAUGCAACUCUUUAAAAACUAUCUGGAUUUUAAUAUAGAUACUAUGUACAGAAUUACAUAAAUAAUAGUUGUAGUCAAUAACGAAAUAAAUGCACUCAUAAUUACAUGCAUGCA
This is a messenger RNA of Rhagoletis pomonella (apple maggot), 2704 nucleotides long. Its product is annotated as pre-rRNA 2'-O-ribose RNA methyltransferase FTSJ3. The coding region runs from base 129 to 2582 and encodes 817 amino acids. Gene Ontology annotation, cellular component: preribosome, large subunit precursor; nucleus; nucleolus. Gene Ontology annotation, biological process: maturation of LSU-rRNA from tricistronic rRNA transcript (SSU-rRNA, 5.8S rRNA, LSU-rRNA); maturation of 5.8S rRNA from tricistronic rRNA transcript (SSU-rRNA, 5.8S rRNA, LSU-rRNA); rRNA methylation. The transcript has 3 exons. The record is from RefSeq and is a predicted model, not a curated record. Lineage: Eukaryota; Metazoa; Arthropoda; Insecta; Diptera; Tephritidae. Gene Ontology annotation, molecular function: rRNA (uridine-2'-O-ribose)-methyltransferase activity; rRNA (guanine) methyltransferase activity.